CGCGCGAUUGGAAACGUUUGGUCUCCUAACUCUGUUUUCUAAAAUGAAACCAUAUUUGUAUAGUACUAACCAAUAUUUAAGGCUGCUGUGAUCUUAAGUUAUUAAUCCGUGAAACAAAUGUGUGUUACUUGAAGCACGUCAGCUAAAUUGUAUGUUUUUGUGGCUCAGGUGAUUUUUCUUAUUCAGCCGUGUCAAAACUUAAGGAAAAACUCGUAGAAACUGUUCAGUUGCAUUCUCGCGUUAAUUAAUUAUUUGACUGGCGCCUUUUAAAUAGCAGGCGUACACUUAAUCCCUCAUAAUGGAUUCAAACAUACUAAAUAUAGAGGAGAUCGUAUUGGGCGGAGCAGAGGCUGCUGCUGCCCCUCCUGAACUGCCCUCUGAGAAGACCACCUCCAUUCAGGGACAUGCACCACCUCCUGUCAUUCAGUCAUACCAGCAUGAAAGCCUGCAGUGUUUCCAAUGUUUUAUUACUUUCUGCAACUCGAAAGCCAAGGAAAGGCAUAUGAAGAAGAGUCACCGGGAAGAGUAUAAACAGCAGCUUCAACAGUGCGAUACUUUGUUCACAUGCUAUGUGUGCGAUCGAACCUUCCCCUCCUCUGAGGAACUGACCCAACAUCAGUCGACCCACAACAAGGAGGACAAGCCCUUCAAAUGUACGCAUUGCCAAGAAUGCUUCCGCACAUUCUCAGAGUUAACAACACAUCGGCGGCAAGUGUGUCCUGAACGUCAGUUCGUGUGCAAAGAGUGCAACGAGAUGUUUCGAAGCUCUGGACUUUUGCGUAACCAUCGUUUGACCCAGCACCCCGUGCCCAUGGACGGUGAGGAGGCAGAGGAUUCCACUAAGACCUACCGAUGUGGUAAAUGUGGCAGGGGUUUUGAAGAAGAGGCAGAGCUCCUGCAGCAUCAGGAGAACCACGCAGGUGACCAGCACUGCAACGGUAGUGCCGCUGUCAAACGCCGAGGGAGACCAUCUAAAAAUGAGGCCGGAGCAUCUGGUGAAAAGAAAGCAAAGCAGAAGAAGAAGGAGGAAGAAGCAGAGGGGCCCGAGGAAACCAACCAUUCAGAAAACACUUCUGCAAAACCAACCACAGCUGAAGUGAAGACAGCAGGAAGACGAGGACGCCCAGCCAAAUCUACCCAGGAGCCCAAGGCAGAAGAUAAUAAAGCAGAAAAUGAUGACAAGAAACCUGUUCCUCAGCCAGCUCUGCAGAUCCCUUGCACUGAAUGUGACCUCACUUUCCCCAGCCUGACGCAGCUCCGAGCACAUAAGAAAGAGAAGCACACGCAGCGCAAGCCUCACGCUUGUGGAGAAUGUGAGGAGAGUUUUAACCGACCCGAGCAGCUGGAGGUCCACAUGGCAAGGGUGCAUAGUGCCGGCCGGCACACUUGCCCCACAUGCGGGAAGAGCUUUGGCAGAGAAAGUAACCUGAAGGCUCAUCAACAGAGCCAUGGAAAAGAAGAGAAGCCAGUUGGAAAGAGAUAAUUCAGUUUGGGAGAAUUUUAAGGGUGUAUGUCAGCAGGAGAUGAAUUCAAUUUUUUAAGGUUUUGUGUAUAGAAAUGUAGGUGGGGACAGGGUUCACUUUAGAUUUUAAGUUGUAACAUAGUAGGGGAUCCUUCAGCUUUGUGACCUUCGAGAUCAACACUAUGUGAACAUUUUAUUUGAAAACUGGAAACCUGAAGGGUAGUGAGUUCAAGGUUAACCAGUGUUAGCCAUGUUUGGGUGCCUCAUUGUAUCUUGACAUCUCUGUACAUAGCUUUGGAAUGGAAAGUAACAGGAUUCAUACCAUGACUGAAUUCUCAUUUGUAGGGUAACCAUGUUGUAAUUAAUACCAUCCAGAAAAACCCACAGAAAAGCCUAAUUAUAUUGUCUAUGCCUAAGGCUUCACAUUGUUGUUGUUUUUUUUUUUUUUUUUGAAAAUUUUACUCUUUUUCUAUGAAUCGAAUGUGUUGUUGUUUUUACAUUAUUUUUAAAAGUGUGAACAAUGGUGAGUGGAAAGAUUUACUAAAUGAUUGUUUUCUUCUGAGAUCGGACUAAAUUUGAUUUCCAAUGUUUCCAUUUUUUACCGGUAUGACUUGACAUUUGACUUGAACUUAAAUGUUACACACAGCUAAGGCUGUUCUCUGAUUGAAGUAAAUGUCUGAAUAAUUAAUUGAAAA
Carassius gibelio (silver crucian carp) is the source of this 2157-nucleotide messenger RNA. Its product is annotated as zinc finger protein 85-like. Bases 299 to 1483 code for a protein of 394 amino acids. Lineage: Eukaryota; Metazoa; Chordata; Actinopteri; Cypriniformes; Cyprinidae. The transcript has 5 exons. The record is from RefSeq and is a predicted model, not a curated record.